Talaromyces stipitatus ATCC 10500 is the source of this 690-nucleotide messenger RNA. RefSeq lists its product as uncharacterized. The transcript is spliced from 2 exons. Gene Ontology annotation, molecular function: heme binding; oxidoreductase activity, acting on paired donors, with incorporation or reduction of molecular oxygen; iron ion binding. The record is from RefSeq and is a predicted model, not a curated record. NCBI's taxonomy places the organism in Eukaryota, Fungi, Ascomycota, Eurotiomycetes, Eurotiales, Trichocomaceae. Bases 1 to 690 code for a protein of 229 amino acids.
AUGGAUCAACAACAUAUGGGUGAUUCAAGCAUGGCUCAGCUCCUCGAAAGCAGCAGACAAGUCUCACGCCUGACAACAUUCGAAUCAUUGCCAAUCUUAUCCUGCCUUCUCCUGAUAUCUGCUGCUAUCAUAGUGUGGAAAAUAUGGCAAAAUGCGCUCGAUCCCAGAGAGCCUCGACUGGCUCCGGCCAGUGUUCCAAUCAUUGGACAUAUUGUGGGCUUUGCCAUGCAUAGCUUGCAGUAUCUCAAUAUCCUUCGUACAAGGACGGGUCUUGGAGCAUACACAAUGCGCAUCGGGACAUACAAGCUGUAUGUCAUCUGCUCCCCGACCCUAGCACAAGCAGCACUACGAUCUCCGGACCUUUCGGCGGACCUCUUAGUCCCAAAGGCAGCGCCUCAGCUCAUGAAUCUCAGCCCGCACGUCACCAAGAUCUUAAAGCAGGGAGACUUUGCACGCAACAAUCAUACAGCCUUCACAGAGAAGCUCUCAUUGAACCCAAGCUUGAGCAAGACCGAAAGGGCAAUCCUGGACGGCAUAGCGACCCUCCUCAACGAUUUGAGAAAUGUCACAGAGGUUCCAGACCUGCUGAGAUGGCUUUCCAGCGGCAUGGUGCUUAAUAACAGCACAGCACUCUAUGGGACUGGAAACCCAGUCGCAGAGAAUCCAAAGUUGAUCGAAGACAUGUGGUAA